Messenger RNA from Gigantopelta aegis, 1466 nucleotides. RefSeq names its product microfibril-associated glycoprotein 4-like. The coding region runs from base 406 to 1434 and encodes 342 amino acids. The transcript is spliced from 5 exons. The record is from RefSeq and is a predicted model, not a curated record. Lineage: Eukaryota; Metazoa; Mollusca; Gastropoda; Neomphalida; Peltospiridae.
GACACAGACAGACAGAGAGAGACAGACAGAGGAAGAGAGAUUACCUGGUUACUGUUUUAAGAGGAUAUACCUCUAUGACUACCUUAGUUCCGCACAAAAAUUGACUACUGGUUUUUUUACAGGUACCCCAAACAUGUUUCAAGCACAAGGCUACUUAACGACACAGUGGCACUAGAUAACUCAAUUCCACCACCCACCCCCUUCGACCACCACUCCCCGGUCAGAUUCUAGAUCUUCUGGCUUGUGUAAUCUCUGACAAUAGUAGGCCUACUAAUAACAGACUACAGUACGUAGUUCAAUAAAUGAAUUAUGUUCUCUCCUGAGGUAUUGACGUGAAUAUCAAUACUAUCGUUAAAUGAACGUGUGGGUUUUUUGCCAAACAUUUCUCAGUCAUUUUGUUUCACGAUGGCUCCCAUGUACAGAGAUAGAGAAGAAUACACGUUCUGUGGAAUCUGUAAUAUUUCUCUUGCUUUUGGACUGGCUUUUUUACUGCAUUUAUUUGUUGUUUGUUUCUCGAGUGAGGUUUGUGAAACAAAAGAUUUUCGAAUAUCACCACUUUACAAUGACGCGAAAAGUGUGGAUGUUGCUUUCCUAAAUACAUUAGCGGUGAACAAACGUGACUGCGCGCGUCAGUGUUUCACGGAACUAGGAUCCACUUGUAUCUUCUUUUCCUUCAACAACAGAGAUGGAGUUUGUUCUGUGUAUAACAGCAAUUUAUAUCUCUUCAGUUUUUCCACCAGUAACGGAGCCAAGAAUUACGAAUCUGUUCCUCUGGUUUCUCAAUUUGACUGUUAUGACGUCAUGAUGAAUGGAAUCAAGAUGGACGGUGUCUAUACGAUUACAUCACGUGACAACUCUACACCAAUCAGCGUAUUUUGUGAAAUUUCAGAUGAUUAUGGAUGGCUAGUAAUACAACGUAGAUCAAAUGGAUCAGAAGAUUUCUUCAGAAACUGGACUGACUAUAAAGACGGGUUUGGAAACCUCGAAAACGAAUUUUGGCUAGGAAACACCAUUAUCCACACACUGACGUCGCAGGGCGCCCUCUAUCGGCUGCGCGUUGAUCUAGAGGAUUUCGAAGGCAACUGGGCCUUCGCGUUGUACGACAGUUUUGUGCUCGAGUCUGAAGACAAUUACUUCCAACUGGUCCUGGGACAGUACAGCGGAGAUGCAGGUAACAGCCUGUCAUACCACAGCGGCAAGAAUUUUUCUACCUAUGACAGGGACCUGGACGGUUACGAUGGAAACUGUGCCAGUAGUUACAAGGGCGGCUGGUGGUACGGUGCGUGCCACUCCUCCAACCUAAAUGGACUCUACCUGGCAGGAAACCACACGUCAUACGCAAACGGCGUAGACUGGAGCGCGUGGCGCGGCUACCACUACUCCGCUAAGACAAGCGUAAUGAAGAUUGGAAGAAAAGUGAAUUUUGUUCCUUAAACAGACUCUGUUGAAUUUGUUGCCACAGUAAA